GCAUUCUCCCACCCCCUCGGCGGCGCCGACGUGGGCCUAAAAGCACUUUCAGGUUAGGGGUGGGGCGUUGACCCGCGCCGGCCGCGGGACAGGGGCGGCCGGGCACCUAGGCGGCCAUCUUCACGGCCUCGGCAUCGUCGUAGACGCACAUGUCGAUGUUCACGCCCAUCUCGAGCUCGAGGUCCUUGAAGCCGCGCGCGAGCUUGGCCUCGUUGACGCCUGCGAAAGCGACCGGUGAGUCGUGCCGAGCGGCGAGAGACCCCACGACGCCAUCGACGCGAGGGGCGGUGAGUAAAUCCGCGCCGCCACGCCAUCGACGCGACGGGCGGCGAGAGACCCGCGCCGCCACGCCAUCGACGCGACGAGCGGCGAGCGACCCACGACGCCAUCGCCGUGACGUCGGAUUCAGACACCGAUCACUACGGUCCUUGGAGAGCAUGACGCCCGACAGACUGAACAACUGCGUGCCGCCGUGGGGCGCGCCCUCGGUCUUCGUCUCGAGCUUGGACAGCGACAGCCCCUCGUUGGCCACAAAUUCCGUGACGCGCGCGAUCAACCCAACGCCGUCGGCGCAGGAGACAUCGAGAGCAGCGGCGAAGGCGGGAGCUUCCACGCACUCCUCGGCCUCGUGCGCGCUGACCGAGUGGCCGGGCACCGCGCUCUGCACGGCAUUGGUCAAUGCGGCGUGCUGGUCCGCGCCGGCCUCCACCAACAUCGCCAUGGAGAAGACGGGCCCGAUGGAGAAGGAUGAGCUCUCGACGACGUUGCCAUCGUGUUGGGCGAUGGCCCGCGUCACGGACGAGACGAGGCCGCCGCGGUCCGGGCCGACGACGCUCACGACGAGCUGGCUCAGAGGCCGGCGGGCUGUUAAGGAGGCGAGGGGGCGGAGGGCGCGCGUCGCGAGCAUUUUGUUACCUGCGCGCAAUGUCUGUCGCUUGCAGCGCUGUCUCGAUAGCAGGGAUCUGGCUGAUAUCUCUGGCCACGGCGGCGCAGAGGAGCUGGUCUUUCGCGCAGCCACAGCGCUGGUUGCCUGUAUUGGACGCUGGUGCGGACGAGUUGUGGUGAUAGGCGCAAGGUGCCCAAAAGCUGUGGAAAAGCAGCGCUCU
Molecule: messenger RNA, 1106 nt
Organism: Pelagomonas calceolata
Lineage: Eukaryota; Pelagophyceae; Pelagomonadales; Pelagomonadaceae
Source: the annotation of a GenBank genome assembly